Messenger RNA from Pisolithus orientalis, 2043 nucleotides. Its product is annotated as mitochondrial carrier. Lineage: Eukaryota; Fungi; Basidiomycota; Agaricomycetes; Boletales; Pisolithaceae. Gene Ontology annotation, molecular function: ATP transmembrane transporter activity; calcium ion binding. The transcript is spliced from 13 exons. The record is from RefSeq and is a predicted model, not a curated record. Gene Ontology annotation, biological process: transmembrane transport. Bases 169 to 1929 code for a protein of 586 amino acids.
CGUAAACAUGACAUGACCGGGGUCUCCUCUCCACACCCCAAACGUUCGAAACGUGUUAAGACAAUGUCGGUCUGAAACGUUACUGACGCUCCUCCUGCCCGUGAUUCACCUCAUCCAGAAUUCGGAGGAUCAUAGUUCAUAGCCUCCACUUUACUUUUACAGUAAACUAUGGUCGAAGUUUCCUCACCGCCUCCUCUGCAAACGAAUCGCGAAAUCUUCGAAGGAAGCUUUUCUGGUGCACAGGAUCGGCCGUUCAUACCCAAGCUGAAGUCCGAUUCAACGUCUCACCAUCCCAUAUCGCAUAGCCUCUGCGAGUUCCGCGAGCAGGAGGGAACGGAAAACCGCGAACGGACACUGUAUGCCCUUUGGAAACAUUUACCUCAUUCAAGCUAUCAUGGCUCGGAUACCGUGGCCACCCGGCCACAACUCAGUGACACAUUGACUUUACAUAGUGGGGAGGCGGACACCAUGCGGAAGAUCUAUGACGAUGAAUUAUUGGGGCGGUGCUGUGGUGGAGGGCAUAUGGCGGAUGGAAGGCCGACCCACAUACAAUGGCCUGAAUUUAGGAAGUACGCGGAGAGUAAGGAAGUUGAGUUGUGGACCAUCUUCCAUGACGAACUGGAUCUUGAUGGCAAUGGCUACUUGGACCCAGAGGAGCUGCGGAUCGCGUUGAGUAAGGCUGGCAUCAAACUCUCACCGGCCGGCCUGGCGGAGUUCAUGACGGUUUUAACAUCGUCACCCUGCUCACAUGCGGUCGACUUCCGAGAGUUCAGGAACUUCCUGCUUUUACUACCACGAAAGGCGUCCCCCUCUGAGAUCUACCGAUACUACAAGUGCAAGCGAUCCAUGAGCGAUGAUGGACUCGGUGCUGCUAAGGCAACGAUGGAAGGUGAUGUCAGUUUGGGCGCGAAUAACAAGCCGCCUCCAGCACCGUCAUCUUGGAACCCUACAGAGUAUACCCCAGUCGACGAUGAUGGCGACCACCCCGAAGAGGACGCAGAGGAACAUCAUGACUGGCUUCAAGGCAAGACGGCAAUCAAGUUCUUGUUAGCGGGAGGGAUCGCUGGUGCAGUGUCUCGCACGUGCACGGCCCCCUUCGAUCGUCUCAAAGUCUUCCUGAUUACUCGCCCUCCGGAAAUGGGCGGUACAGCACUAGGACCAAAACCUGGCGUUGGGGGCAUAAAGGCAAUAGGUGGAGCUGUAGCGCGCAUAUACGCUGAGGGAGGCGUCCUCGCGUUUUGGACGGGAAACGGGCUCUCUGUAUUGAAAAUUUUUCCGGAGUCCGCCAUCAAGUUCCUUGCGUACGAAUCUGCUAAACGCGCCUUUGCGAGACAUCGGGAUCGUGUCAGCGAUCCAAGAGACAUCAGUGGCAGUAGUCGGUUUUUAGCUGGCGGAAUAGGGGGAAUCACGAGUCAAUUGAGCAUAUACCCUAUCGAGACACUCAAGACGCAAAUGAUGAGCUCGACCGGCGACCAGCGGCGAAGUUUGGUGGAGGCGAUGCGACGUUUGUACGGCCUGGGAGGCAUACGAGCGUACUACCGCGGACUGCAGAUUGGUCUGGUUGGGGUGUUUCCGUACUCUGCCAUUGACAUGAGCACAUUCGAAGCCCUGAAAUUGGCCUACGUACGGUCGACUGGCAGAGAUGAGCCUGGGGUGCUCGCACUUCUCGCCUUCGGUAGUAUUUCGGGGAGCGUUGGCGCUACGAGCGUCUACCCCUUGAAUCUUGUCCGCACCCGCCUACAAGCUUCAGGAUCAUCUGGCCAUCCACAACGAUAUACUGGUGUCCGAGAUGUCAUCAUCAAAACAUACCAGCGCGAUGGUUGGAGAGGUUUCUAUAGGGGACUAUGUCCGACAUUAGCCAAGGUUGUCCCCUCGGUAUCGAUCUCCUAUCUUGUUUAUGAACAUAGUAAGCGAAGACUUGGUGUUUAGAGUUUCUCAGUGCAAACAGUGCCCACGAAUUAGUCCACCCCAACAGUCGAGUGGGACUUGCGCGGCAGUGCCUUGGGGCUGUUGAGCCCUGAAGAUAGCGCGAAUGCAUUGUCU